Molecule: messenger RNA, 735 nt
Organism: Dothidotthia symphoricarpi CBS 119687
Lineage: Eukaryota; Fungi; Ascomycota; Dothideomycetes; Pleosporales; Dothidotthiaceae
Exons: 1
Coding region: 1-735 (244 amino acids)
Source: RefSeq, a predicted model, not a curated record
AUGGCACCACGCAAACCCGCCCCCCCCUCCUCCCCCUCAGAAACAACCCUCACCGAAAUAAACGCCACCGACCUCUCCCUCCUAGGCGCGCAACUCCACCCCCCCGCCCCCACGGCACCCAUCCGCGCAACCCCUCACGACCUGCGCGUAGCCACCGCCGUGGAGAUCGAAGCCGGGCCGUCGAAAAAACGGCCCCGAACACCCGGGUACUACGAGAGCGACGAGGAAGGCUUUCCGGACGAUGCGGCGGGGGGUGAGCGGGCGGAGGAUCUGGGGCGGGGGAAGAGGGUUAGGAAACCUGCCGCGACGACGGGUGCGGGGCCCGUGAAGAAGGCUGUUAAAAAGACGACGAAGCGCCGUGCGAAGAAGCGGGGUGGUCCUGAGGGUGAGGAUCUCAGCGACGAUGAGGAUGAGGAUAGCGAGGGUGAGAAGCUGGUGAAGAAGCCGGCUAAGAAGUCGGGAAAGAAAACUCCCGCUCAGGAAGUAGGGGAUGGGGUAUCGCCUGCUACUAUGCGGCGGGAGAUUGCUGGUCUUGUGGGGCAGAGUCUGCGCGUUGCGGUUACGUUUGCUCAGUUUUUGAGGGAUCGGGGGGAUGUGGAGGAUGGGCAGGAGGAGGAGGCGGAGCAGAUGGAGAGGGAUGUUACUACUGCUAUUCGGAACAGGAAGAGGAAGGCUGAGGUGCGCGAGGAGGAAAAGGUUGUGAAGAAGAGGGCUCCUGCGACGAGGAAGAGAUGA